AUGGCGGAAGGGAAAGAGGAGAAUAGGGAGAAUAAUGAAGAAGAAGAGAGCGUUAAGCUUUUCGUCGGACAAAUUCCGAAACAUAUGUCGGAAUCUCAACUCCUUGCAUUGUUUCAGGAGUUCGCUGUCGUUGACGAGGUCAAUAUCAUCAAGGACAAGAUUACACGCGCCUCUCGAGGAUGUUGUUUUCUGCUAUGUCCAUCGAGAGAGGAAGCAGAUAAGUUGGUCAAUGCUUGCCAUAACAAGAAGACAUUGCCUGGGGCAUCAAGUCUAUUGCAAGUAAAGUAUGCAGAUGGAGAGUUAGAAAGGCUAGAGCAUAAGCUUUUCGUUGGUAUGCUUCCAAAGAAUGUCACUGAAGCUGACGUUAAAUCUUUAUUCUCCAAUUACGGGACCAUAAGGGAUCUUCAGAUUCUAAGAGGUGCUCAACAAACAAGCAAAGGCUGUGCUUUUCUUAAGUAUGAGACAAAAGAACAAGCUGUUUCUGCCAUGGAUGCUAUCAAUGGAAUACAUAAAAUGGAGGGUUCGAGUGUUCCUUUAGUUGUGAAAUGGGCAGACACAGAAAGAGAGAGACACACAAGAAGACUCCAAAAGGCUCAAUCUCACAUUGCUAGAUUAGCUAACGCUGAUCCAACAAACCCUUCAUUGUUUGGAGCAUUACCAAUGAGUUAUGCUCCACCAUAUAAUGGAUAUGGUUAUCAUCAUGCUCCUGGAAGUUAUGGUUACAUGCUACCACCAAUUCCAAAUGUGAUUGCACAACAAAACCAAGGCAAUAACAGCAGCAACAACAACAGCAAUGCGUUGCAAGGAACCUCGCAUGACUCUGUGCCGCCUCGUUUGGCACGAAGAAACUUUCCUCUGCCUCCUCCUGGAAGCUACAUGGGCUCUGGCUACCCUCCUGUAAGAGGUCUUGCUUAUCCAUUGGCUUAUCCUAGAGGACUCAUGAGUCCUCGUCCUCUAAAUACAUCUCCUGGAUCCUUAUCACCUGCCAUUGCCAACAGCGGCGGGUUAACACCUUUAGGUCCCGUGGUUCAAACCGAAGGUCCGGAAGGUGCCAAUCUGUUUAUCUACAACAUACCUCGGGAGUUUGGAGAUCAAGAACUCGCGGCUGCGUUUCAACCUUUCGGUAUUGUUCUGAGCGCAAAGGUCUUUGUAGACAAAGCCACUGGUGUAAGCAAAUGUUUUGGUUUUGUUAGUUAUGACUCACAAGCAGCUGCUCAGAACGCGAUUAACAUGAUGAAUGGUCGCCAUUUAGACGGCAAGAAGUUGAAAGUCCAGCUUAAGAGAGAGAACAACAAUGGCCAUUUGAGUAGUAGCUCCUAA
This is a messenger RNA of Microthlaspi erraticum, 1320 nucleotides long. NCBI's taxonomy places the organism in Eukaryota, Viridiplantae, Streptophyta, Magnoliopsida, Brassicales, Brassicaceae. The record is from the annotation of a GenBank genome assembly.